Molecule: messenger RNA, 4502 nt
Organism: Sinocyclocheilus anshuiensis
Lineage: Eukaryota; Metazoa; Chordata; Actinopteri; Cypriniformes; Cyprinidae
Product: two pore calcium channel protein 1-like
Exons: 32
Coding region: 347-2773 (808 amino acids)
Biological process (GO): transmembrane transport; monoatomic ion transport
Cellular component (GO): lysosomal membrane; endosome membrane
Molecular function (GO): monoatomic ion channel activity; voltage-gated channel activity
Source: RefSeq, a predicted model, not a curated record
AACACAUUAUUACCAAAUGUUUUUUGUCUUUCUUAACAAAUGUUAGAAUGAAAUGAUUGUGUGUGAAGGUGCAGAUAGAGAUGUAGACUCUUAAAGGAGCUUUGGCCUGAUUUGAUUGUUUUUUUUUUUUUUUGGAAACCGUGUUACCUUUUGAGGAAUCUUGAACAGCACCACAGGAUUCUGUUCUGCUUACGGACCGCUGGCCACAGCAGCUGCAGCUGGCACAAUAAACUUGCAUGUGCGAGUGCAUUGUUGAUAAUUUACCCUUGCAGUGCUAAAAACUGCUUGACCACUGACAUGCUCUCUGUCUGACUACUGGGACGUGGGGCCGAUCACAGGGGUUGCCAUGGAAAUCAGUAGUACAUUUGACAACAUGCCUGGACUGACACAUGAUCGGCCAGUGCAAACGUCCUCAUUCUGCCAGCAGUUUGCGUCUGUCGAUGGGGCAGGAAAUUAUGAUGUUGUGAAUAAUGUUGUCAUUCCGACCCCAGGAGCACCAGACCCCAGGGCCCAGAAUUCUUUGCGGCAGAGUUGGGAAAUGAACUACCAGGAAGCAGCAAUAUACCUGCAGGAGGGAGAGAAUAAUGACAAAUUUUUCACUCAUCCGCGAAAUGCCCAUGCGCUCAGUGCCUACCUGUUUGCUCACAAUCACCUUUUCUAUGUGAUGGAGCUUCUGACUGCGGUGUUACUCAUGCUUCUGUCCCUCUCAGAGGCCCCUGCCGUCCCCUUUCUCCGCUUGGACGUCUAUGUUCAUGCGACACUGGAGUUAUUGGCAUUAGCAAUGGUGGCCUUUGAGUUGUGCAUGAAGCUCCGAUGGCUUGGUUUUCACACCUUUAUACGACAUAAGAGGACCAUAGUAAAGUCAUGUGUCCUGUUUAUUCAAUUCAUCGAGGCAAUUGUGGUCUUAGUCCGGCAGACAUCUCACCUGCGUGUAACAAGAGCCCUGCGGCCAAUCUUUCUGGUGGACUGCCGUUACAGUGGAGCUGUUCGCAGAAACCUGAGGCAGAUAUUUCAGUCUCUUCCUCCCUUCAUUGAUAUUCUUCUGCUGCUGCUUUUCUUCAUGGUCAUCUUUGCCAUCCUAGGAUUCUGUUUGUUCUCAGCCAACACAGCAGACCCUUAUUUUAGCACACUGGAGAACAGCAUUGUUAGUCUGUUUGUCCUUCUGACCACUGCAAAUUUUCCAGAUGUGAUGAUGCCAGCGUAUUCAAAGAAUCGUUGGUCAUGCAUUUUCUUCAUUGUGUAUCUGUCCAUCGAGCUCUACUUCAUCAUGAAUCUGCUCCUGGCAGUAGUUUUUGACACCUUUAAUGGAGUCGAGAAGAUGAAAUUCAAGUCUCUUCUUCUACACAAGCGAUCCGCCAUAGAGCACGCCUUCCAGCUGCUGGUUAGUCGGCAGAGGCCAGAUGGAGUGUGUUUAAAACAGUUUGAUGGACUGAUGCGAUUCUAUCGUCCACGAAUGACAGCACGGGAUCAUUUCCUCACUUUCAAAGCCCUCAACCAUUCAGGAGCAACCAUGCUGAGUCUCCAGGACUUUUAUAAGUUUUAUGAAGUGAUCGGGCUCAAAUGGAAGGCUCGAUGGAGUGGGGAGCACUGGUUUGAUGAUCUUCCUCGUACUGCAUUCCUCAUCUUCAAAGGAAUCAAUGUACUUGUGAAAUCCAAAGCUUUCCAAUAUGCAAUGUGUCUGGUAGUAGCAAUUAAUGGCAUCUGGAUCCUAGUGGAGACAAACAUGUUAAAUGAUGGCAUCUCAUGGACUCAUGCUGUCCCAUGGAGUUACAUUAUUUUCCUCACAAUUUAUGGAAUUGAGGUCUUGUUGAAGAUCACAGGCCUUGGUCCUUUGACAUAUUUCAGCUCAGGGUGGAACCUCUUUGAUUUCUCAGUAACAGUCUUUACCUUUCUGGGAUUAAUUGCUCUGGCCUUUGACAUGGAGCCGUUCUACUUCAUCGUGGUGUUGAGACCUCUUCAGCUCCUCCGGUUGUUUAAAAUUAAACAGCGCUAUCGGAACGUUUUGGACACAAUGUUUGAACUCUUCCCGCGUAUGGCCAGUCUAGGUCUGACUCUGAUCAUCUUCUAUUAUUCUUUUGCCAUUGUUGGAAUGGAGUUUUUUGCUGAUGUUGUUUAUCCAAACUGCUGCAACACGAGCACUGUUGCUGCCUCGUAUCGCCAGAUAAAUGUGACCACUGGCAACCGGACCAUUCUAGAGGAGGGAUAUUACUAUCUUAAUAACUUCAAUAACAUCCUAAGCAUCACUCUUUUUGAGCUAACAGUGGUGAACAACUGGUACAUCACUAUGGAAGGUGUGACGUCACAAACUACUCACUGGAGUCGCCUUUAUUUCAUGACCUUUUACAUUGUCACCAUGGUUGUGAUGACAAUAAUCGUGGCCUUCAUACUAGAUGCAUUUGUCUUCAGAAAGAACUACAGUCGGAGGAACAGAGAGCCGCUGGAUGACCCAGAAGAUGAAAAGGGGAUUGUCUUUGAGACAGAGGUGUCUCAGACUGAAGCUCUGCAGACUCUGGACAUGUAUAAAUACACACUGGGCGUCACCAACCUAAGCUCACUGCAGGACAUGUGUGUGGCUCUGGAGCGGAGCGGGCAUUCCUCAUUAGUAUUUCUGGGUCGAAGGUCACGUACCAAGAGUGACCUCAGCAUGAAGAUGUACGAGGAGGAGAUUCAGGAAUGGUACCAGGAAUAUUCCAGAACAAACCUCCAGCCAGAUGAGACAUUCCACAGAGAACUGGACAGCCCUGAAGCCAGUGCCACGAACAGCAUUAAUUAACUCGCACAGUCCGAAUACUGCAUCAGUGUUAACUAACACACUCACUCGUACCUCUGAGGGACCUUAGAACCGUCUUCCUCCCAUCGAUGGAAAGCACAAGUGUUCCCCAUGACCACUACAUUCUCCCUCCAUCCACAUGGAGACCCACAGAACUCAAAGAACUUAAAGCCUUAUUCCCCAAAAAACCUUAAGGUUCCGUGGCCAAUCAGGGAAGCUUGCAGACCAAUCAUGUGACAUGCACUAGGUCCGGGAACCUUCUUCUUCCAUAAAAUGCACCUCAUGACAUUUGCCUUGUGGUGGGUGACCCUGAAUGAUUCAGACUCUCUCAUGGAUUUGACAAACGGAGAACGGCGAUUGAAUGUUUCUGUGGGAGAUGAAUCAGAACUGAAUGUGAGGAUUUUAGCACUAAGGGACUUGUGCCUCUUUCUCCACAGUCCGAGGUAUUGCUUAACCAACAGAUAAAAGAUUAUAGUAAUAAACUAAUGCUGUUUUUAAACUAAAGCUGAUUUUUGCUGGAACCUUUGGACCUGUAGAGAGGCUUAUUUUUUCAUUAUAUGUAAAUAUAUAUACAUGCAGAUUAAAUGUGUCAAAUGCAGCUGAGAGGCAAGUAUUUAAAAAUCUGUUUUAAUACAUCCACCGAUUUACUCAAUAUAGGCCGGUUUCCCAGGCACAUGUUCAUUUUGGACUGAUAAGUAUUAGAAAACCAGCCCUGGACCUUUCAGUUCAUUUAAACUUUUGUCUUGGCACAUAUGAAAAGUUCUUAUUUUCUUUUGUUUGGAGUCAGUAUUGUAAAGCUUAGAGUAUUUUGACAAACCGGUUCGGAUUAAAUCUAGUCAGAAUCUCAAAUUUUAUUCCACCGACAGUCUGAUCCGUUCAGCUUGCGAGGGUAAACGCAGAUCUGUCUCCAAACCGAAAAUUUCCUUUGUGUAAAACCAUAGGUGAAAAAGUGAUACCAAUUAGCCUUGCUUAUGGCUUUAUGCACUGUACGUUAAAACUGUUAUUUAUCUAUUUACAUUGAGUUAAACAUCUCUCCUGUUUGCUGCACCAUUUUAUAAUUUAUUAGUCAUUUUCUUGAUGCUUUUUUAACAGGGUGAAUGCAUGCAAAUCCUCAUAAAUUGUUUACUCUCACGUCUAUAAAGUAUCUAACCUGGAGGUAAUCGGGGAUGUCAGUGAUUUCAUUCCAGUUGCUUGUUUAAUCGCACUGUAGGAUGUGCAACCUCGAUGCUCCAAACACAAGGGAACAUGAUGCAUAUGUGACAUGAAACCGCACCAGCUCCUCUAAUACUGACAGCAGGAGGCACUACAGAGUCAGAUCGUAGAGCAGGGAACAUGAGGGUCCUGUCCCUGUCUGUUGUAUACAACCAUCAUGAAAAUUACAUACAUGAAAAUACAGCAGAUGAAUCUAAGACAUGGCAAAGAAUUAAAAGUAUUUAAAACCAUAGAUGAAAUGCAGAGAAGCCUCUAGUCUGUAGCCUGACCGAUGAACUGCCUACCUGAGAUGGAUAAGCCACCACAUUUUGGGAAUGACCCAAAGACAAAUGAACCAGAGCUCCAGAACUGUCCAGAGUGAACAAGACAACAUCAACACAACAAGACUCACAGUGUGAGAAGGAAGUGUUUGAGAAGAGGGACAUGUUUCAGUGACGGAGGAUGGAUAUGGAUUUGACAGAACAGAACACAGUGUUCCUGAACACUCAUACUGUAAGCUGGACUGCAGACAAAGACCACG